UAUUAGAAAUAUGUGCGGCUCCUGUCCUGCCUGCAGACAGCCGCCUGCGCCGGACUCCGCUGCCGCUCCAACAUCUGGGAUUCACCUGGAAAACUCUGGAAAAACAAGACACGAUGCCAAACUGGGGCGGAGGCAACAAGUGUGCGGCGUGCCGGGGGACGGUGUACCAUGCCGAGGAGGUGCAGUGUGACGGGAAGAGCUUCCACAAGUGCUGCUUCCUGUGCAUGGUGUGCAGGAAGGGCUUGGACAGCACGACGCUGGCCAGCCACGACCAGGAGAUCUACUGCAAGUCCUGCUACGGCAAGAAGUACGGCCCAAAAGGCUACGGCUACGGCCAGGGAGCAGGGACGCUCAACAUGGACCGAGGAGAGCGGCUGGGAAUCAAACCAGAGCAGACACAGACCCACAGACCCACCACCAACCCAAACCCGUCCAAGUUCGCCCAGAAGUUUGGGGGCUCGGAGAAAUGCGCGCGGUGCGGGGACUCUGUUUACGCCGCCGAGAAGGUCGUAGGAGCAGGAAAGCCGUGGCAUAAGAACUGCUUCCGCUGCGCCAAAUGUGGGAAGAGCCUGGAGUCGACGACCCAGACCGAGAAAGACGGAGAGAUCUACUGCAAAGCCUGCUACGCCAAGAACUUCGGACCCAAAGGCUUCGGGUACGGUCAGGGCGCCGGGGCUCUGGUCCACGCCCAGUGACGCUCCGCUCUGCAGGAUCUCCACAUACACACACACACACACACACACACACACACACUCACAACUGUGUACAUUCCUCUGUCCAACGUGAAAAUCACUGUAUUCCCAAGCCUUUUUACCCCCCGAUAAACGGCUUUGUGUUGAAAUAGGAGCUUUCUGCAUCUACAGAUUUACGCAACAUACAAAUAAAAACUUUUACAAA
Myripristis murdjan (pinecone soldierfish) is the source of this 897-nucleotide messenger RNA. RefSeq names its product cysteine and glycine-rich protein 2 (gene csrp2). The record is from RefSeq and is a predicted model, not a curated record. Gene Ontology annotation, molecular function: structural constituent of muscle; actinin binding. Gene Ontology annotation, biological process: sarcomere organization; muscle tissue development. Lineage: Eukaryota; Metazoa; Chordata; Actinopteri; Holocentriformes; Holocentridae. Bases 114 to 695 code for a protein of 193 amino acids. The transcript has 6 exons. Gene Ontology annotation, cellular component: nucleus; Z disc; cytoplasm.